CCUCCGCAAUGAUAACGACAGCCGUCCGAUGAGAGCGUCUCCAAGCCGAUUCUUUCCUUCGCCUCGAGUUCUCGAGUUCCUCAUCCGUCGCGGACGUAUCCCUCACAGCAUGGCUCUCGUUCCAGUCCCAGAGCCGCCGCCAAAGAAGGCAGAGGUCAUGACUCCACCGCCCGCAGUCGCGAUCACGCCGUGCGAUCCAUGGCCGCGACCGUACGAGAUGGACGGGAAUCUGAGAAGAGUUGCACCAUAUCACUUUACCUAUAACACGAAUUGCAAACAGAGAUGGCGAGGAAGAGGGAUCUUGGAGAUAUUCAAGGACGAAUUUCGAGAUAGGCCGCCGGAGUACUAUGAAGAUGCGAUGGAAAGAGGAGCAAUACAGCUAAAUGGACAACCGGUACCUUCGCCAGAGACGAAAGUCCAGAACGGAGAUAUCAUCAGCCAUACUUUGCAUCGACAUGAACCUCCCGUGACUGCACAACCGAUUGGAAUUGUCCAUGAGGACGAUGGACUCAUGAUUAUCAACAAGCCAGCCGGGGUGCCUGUUCAUCCUGCUGGAAGAUACAACUACAACUCGGUCAUCGAGAUCCUACGAUCUGAGAGAGGGCACGAGUUCAACCCGUUGCCAUGCAAUCGACUUGAUCGAUUGACCAGCGGAGUCAUGUUCAUUGCAAAGAAUAAGAAGGCUGCAGAACGCGUCACCGAUCAGUUGAUGGCGCGAACCGUCCGGAAAGAGUACGUAGCCCGCGUCAAAGGAGAGUUCCCUGAAGGCGAUGUUGUCUGCGAACAGCCCAUUCUGCAGAUCUCGCCCAAGCUUGGUCUCAAUCGUGUGCGAGCAAAUGGCAAAGAAGCCCGGACCGUCUUCAAACGCCUGGCAUACUAUCCUGCCUCUGCGCCCAACGACACCGACAACAUCAACGGCCGCCAGCGAGAAGGCUACAGCAUUGUCCGCUGCCGCCCUCUCACCGGUCGGACCCAUCAACUCCGCGUGCAUCUUCAAUUCCUCGGCCAUCCCAUCUCCAACGAUCCUAUCUACAGCAAUCAGCGCGUCUUCGGUCCGGAUCUAGGAAAGUCCUCCAGCACAGACGAGGACGAUGAGGAUAUCAUGACCCGCCUCGCACGUAUGGGCAAGGAGGAUGUCGCCGAAGCAGUGGCGUACCACGACGAGAUGGUCGAUGAGUACAAUCGCAAGAAGGCAGAGAAGAUGACGGGUGAGUUGUGUACAUUGUGCAAUACACCACUGUACAGUGAUCCUGGAGCGCAUGAAUUGGGGAUCUACUUGCAUGCGAGGAAGUAUGCCGAUGCGGAGGGAAAGUGGAACUAUGAGACUGAGUUGCCAGAAUGGGCAUUGCCUCCGCCUGGAUCGGAGGGCCCGAAGGAGACGAAUGAGGAGUCCGAUCCGUUGGCCGUGGAUGUGGAGAAGUUGACGUUGAAGGAAUGAUGUGAUGGAUGUUUAAUCUCAGAAUGGCAUGGACUGUCUUGUCGGGUGAGCAACUUUUGGCACAGAUCGCCGUCAUCUGGUUGGCAUGGACCUCCAACCAGAUGAGAAGGACUACGCUCGACGUUCGGAGCCUGGACAAUCUGACAUCGAGCCUCGCGCGGAUUUCAGAUACGAGAGGGUCUCAAUGCCAUCGAAACGAACGGUGCGGAGCCGGGCAUCUGAUCAGGUCCACGGACAAGUGCGAGGUUCUCUGGCGAGAUCUGUUCCCGACACCUGGAAAUUCUCUCACAGGCACAAACGUCACGCAUUGACUUGCGAGUCAGUGCUUGACGCAACCCCACGCCACAAGAGACCAGCACCUACCACCACCUGCCACGUCUAGACAGAACUCUUGUUGCGUCUUGGCGCUGGCAAGCAUCGCAGCAUUGCGUGACGGAAUCCUGGCGAAAGUGGAACGCGUCUCACGCCAUAUGACCGAUGU
Molecule: messenger RNA, 1919 nt
Organism: Zymoseptoria tritici IPO323
Lineage: Eukaryota; Fungi; Ascomycota; Dothideomycetes; Mycosphaerellales; Mycosphaerellaceae
Exons: 3
Coding region: 29-1438 (469 amino acids)
Biological process (GO): pseudouridine synthesis
Molecular function (GO): RNA binding; pseudouridine synthase activity
Source: RefSeq, a predicted model, not a curated record